Messenger RNA from Oryza brachyantha (malo sina), 982 nucleotides. RefSeq lists its product as uncharacterized. NCBI's taxonomy places the organism in Eukaryota, Viridiplantae, Streptophyta, Magnoliopsida, Poales, Poaceae. The transcript has a single exon. The record is from RefSeq and is a predicted model, not a curated record. The coding region runs from base 214 to 570 and encodes 118 amino acids.
AGAGGGCGCAGCAGCGAGGAAGAUUAGAGCGGAAAGCGCGACGAAGCGAGACGUCGAUCGCCUGCGAUGACACCGGCCUCACCCGCCGCCGACACCGUCAUCGCUGCCGCCGUAGCCACCGUCCGGACCGACGAGCACCGCACGGCGCAGAGCGCCACCGUCCCCGCCUACGCCGUCUGGGAGAAGGAGCGGUAAUUAAGAGGUCUGCUUGCCAUGGAGGUGGAGGCGGCGAGGUGCGAGUGUUGCGGGUUCACGGAGGAGUGCACGCCGCGGUACAUCGCGGCGGUGCGGGAGGAGUACCUGGGCCGGUGGAUCUGCGGCCUCUGCGCGGAGGCGGUAGGCGACGAGAUCCGCCGCGCGGGAGCCGGGGAGAUCACCACGGCGGAGGCGCUCGACCGCCACGUCGCGUUCGCGCGCGCCGCGCCGCGGGCGCCCGCGAGGCCCGCGGAGGACGACCUCGUCGCCGCCGUCGCGAGGCUGCUCCGCCGCUGCCUCGACUCGCCGCCGGCGUCCCCCGCCGCGCCGCCGCAGGGCCGCAAGGUUGCCGCCGGGUCCGGACAGGACGAUUGAUCACCAGCCGCCGGCGGCGAAGCUUCUCGAAGCAGCUGCUCUGGUUUGCUGCUGGUGCCAACGAUUGGGGUGUUGAUCAAGCUCGCUAAUGGCGAGUUAUCAUUGAAUUAAACUAAAUAUUUUGAAGAAUAAACAUGGGAGCAUGUGUAGAUUGGCUCUCAAAGAACAACAAUAAUAAUAAUCUGUGACCCAAUUCAUGAUUGCUCGAGAGAGGAGUAUGAUCAAGCUCCGUGUGAUCGAGCAUGAGGUCUUUGUGUAGCAUUGCAACUGUGUACAUUAGUGAAGGCUUCAUGUGGAUAUUGUAGGCAUCUUGUAAAAACAUUUGCAUUAGAGUCAUUAUGGUUUCUUUGUACAAUGUUUUCGUGUGGGGGUAUGUAAUGAUAGUUGAUUAAUAAGAGUCUAUGUUUAUGUA